Molecule: messenger RNA, 1793 nt
Organism: Opisthorchis viverrini
Lineage: Eukaryota; Metazoa; Platyhelminthes; Trematoda; Opisthorchiida; Opisthorchiidae
Exons: 3
Coding region: 6-1793 (595 amino acids)
Biological process (GO): mitochondrial fusion
Source: RefSeq, a predicted model, not a curated record
AUUAAAUGGUAUCACACGUUAUUACUAUCAAAUUGACGAAAAACUGGAAGACCGCUCUGGGAAUUCUGGCAACUGGUGGAGUGGUAAUAGGAUUUUCUUACUGGUUAUGGAUUCGGUGGACAGCCUCUGGAGACCAACCCUCCGUAACAGCCUCUUAUUCGUUAAAUGAGCCAACUGCUGAUAUAAACACUUUUCCUCGGGUGCACAGAACACUCAGACAGCAACUUACCGGGUCUGGAAGCUCACGGACUUCCGUGACAGGCAGACUGUCGUCGGUUUUCCGUCAGAAACCUCCAGCAACCGCUGCGUUAACCCAUGAUUCGGAUGCUGAUGAUGAUGGUUCUUCAUCCAAUCUGGACUGGGGCCGGCUUGGAUUACGUGCGCUUGCUGCGGUUGUUGAGCACUUGGAAACACUAAUGUCUAGGAUACGUGUGUACGAGGAACGGGGUCAAAUGCAGAUGUCUGAUAACUCGGGUCAGUUGAUUUCUGAAUUGAGACUGCUUCUGGAGCAGGCAUAUCAAUUACGGGAACAGUAUAGGCGCAAGCUCAUCCUACAGGAUCAGGACUACACGACUGAAGCUGCUGACAGCGAAUUUUCUACAGAUGAUGAUACUUGUUCCUAUUUUUCCGCCCUUGAACAAAUUGAUUUGAGCGAGCUGGAGAUUGAGAUAUCGCGUAAUCUUCUCCGACCCAUCUACCGUGAUGCCCUCGAGCUGUUGGAUAAGAGUGAGAUACCUUACAGGUCCCUCCGAACUCAACUUGUUGGUUGUGAGCGAGAUUUCGAAUACCUGGCGAAACUACACUGCCUUCGACAGGCAUUCGACUACAUUUUCCAGCAACCUGAGCCAACGGACUGGUUAUGUUCUGUUGGAAAGCUCACAGGUUUACGUCUGCUCCAUUGUUUGGGCUAUCCCACAUCGGAUUUUGAGGAGGCCUACGAGCGAUUGGUCAGUUUUGUCAACACUCAGCGACGCGAGCUGAAACCAACCAUGAGCGAAGAACUUUUUGCAAAGGGCGUGAAAGUAGUCAAUUUCUACGAUGUUGUGAUCGACCUUAUGUUACUUGAAGCACUUGAGUUGCUCGCAGAUCCUCCGGCCUCUGUACUCUCGGUGACGAGACAUCGCUGGCUGAGUGAUAAUUUCAAAAAGGUAGCCCUGGAUUCGACCAUUUGGACUAUAUUGUUAGCGAAACGAAAAUUGUUGAAGUACACUGAUGGUUUCUAUGCGCACUACUACACAUUAGUUGGUACGAUCACACCGGCACUUGCUUGGGGAUUUCUUGGACCGGAUGAAGGCGCUUUGCGUUUGUGUAAUCGCUUCCGGGAUGCCAUUAAUGCUUUUUUGCAGGAGGCUUUUACGUGUUCGGACGAAUACGGUGCAGAGCGUGCGAGACGUGAUGUAACACCAACGGACACUAUGCACGAGACACUCCAGGACACUUUGAAUGGAUAUUCGUAUUCAGUUGAUGGGCUUAUAGAAGAGCAAACUGAACCUGGUCAAUUGGAUGAAGUUGUGUAUGAAGACACGGAUGAUGCGGAUGAUCAAAGUACUGUCAUUGAUCAAGCUCCACUCAUUUCUGACGUGGUAAAUCACGCAUCAACACCUUCUAAGUCCACCCGCACCGGUCUCCGUUAUACUACCGUUUCUGAGCUAGCGGACGAUCUUUUUAGUCUGUUCGUCAAUUACAUAAAUGGGCUAACCAGGAUGUUUCGAGAAGAGGCCCGAAUCGCGAAAAAGCCUCUACCAGAUGAGUAUUUAGCUAAUCCUGCUCCGCCGCCCCUUCGCAUUCUCUAA